UUUAAAUUAAACUGCGCAAAUCGGAGCUGGAGGAAGAAGAAAGAGAUGCGACAAUGGAUAUCCGUAGCUAAAGAAGCCCUAAAUCAAAUCUCAACAGUGGCCAGAUUUCUCUGUUUGCUCCAUGUCACCGACAAGUACCUAUGCUCCCCUACACUCGCGUACGGUCCUAGCAUGCUCCCGACGUUGAACUUAACCGGAGACGUCAUAUUAUCGGAACAGGUGUCCUACCGCUUGGGACGAGUAGGUCCAGGUGACAUCGUGCUCGUCCGAUCACCAACGGACCCGCUAAAGAUCGUUACCAAGCGCAUUCUUGGUCUUGAAGGUGAUCGAGUCACGUUCUAUGAUCCUUUGAGUGGUGACAUAUGUCGAACCGUCGUGGUUCCAAAGGGGCAUGUUUGGAUUCAAGGGGAUAACAUAUAUGCCUCCAAUGAUUCUCGAUAUUUUGGGCCUGUUCCUUAUGGUCUAAUUCAGGGGAAAGCAUUUUUCAGGGUAUGGCCACCUGACAGCUUUGGACGAUUAGGACCUUGAACUGGAUGAUAAUCCCAAUUGAAGGAAUUGUGUUUUAGGGUAUAGAAGAAUGAUUAUCGAGGAUCUGACACUUAGUAAUGUAUGUAAAUACAUGUUAGAAGUGGCUGUACAUUGUAAGCUCAGGUUAUUUGAAAAUUUUGGCGGUUCACCAAUCUUUGACCUUACAUAUCAGUUUUUAACUUUGAUGUGUCUAAUAAUGUAGAUGGUAGUAUGAUUUAAAUUUUAACUCCAAACAUUGUUUCUUAUCUCCAUUUUUCUUUGUAUCAAAGAUUGUGUUUCAAGCAUCUGAUGAUUGAUGAAUAGUGACAAUGAGAUGGUUUUCAUUUU
Pistacia vera is the source of this 855-nucleotide messenger RNA. Its product is annotated as mitochondrial inner membrane protease subunit 1. NCBI's taxonomy places the organism in Eukaryota, Viridiplantae, Streptophyta, Magnoliopsida, Sapindales, Anacardiaceae. The coding region runs from base 46 to 528 and encodes 160 amino acids. The record is from RefSeq and is a predicted model, not a curated record. Gene Ontology annotation, molecular function: serine-type endopeptidase activity. Gene Ontology annotation, cellular component: membrane; mitochondrial inner membrane peptidase complex. The transcript has 5 exons.